Messenger RNA from Penicillium subrubescens, 2960 nucleotides. Its product is annotated as DUF3824 domain-containing protein. The transcript is spliced from 4 exons. Bases 1 to 2556 code for a protein of 851 amino acids. The record is from RefSeq and is a predicted model, not a curated record. Lineage: Eukaryota; Fungi; Ascomycota; Eurotiomycetes; Eurotiales; Aspergillaceae.
AUGUCGUACAGCUACCGAGAGCGUGAUCGCUACGAAGAGGACCGACCAGUGACCAUCAAGCGUUACGUCAUCGGCUCCGACGAUCGAGAAGAACGACGAGACUUCAUGAGUCGCGAAGAUGCCAUCGGAGACCGCGAGUUGGUCAUCCGGAGAAAGACUGAACGAGAAGAGCCCCUGUCUAUCUCACGGUACGAGCGUGACGUAGAAUACGAUCCUCCGGUCCGCCGCGUCGAGCGUGAGUAUGAGCGAGACUACUAUGAACGUGAGUCCCAAAAGUCCUACGGCUCCCACCGUAAAGCCAAGUCCCAGGAAACUCUUCCACAUCGGCCACCGGCCCCCCAUUCAGGAGCUCUCGUCGUUCGCGAGCAGUCAGUAACCGUCGUAAAUACAGCCCGAAAUGCUUACAGCAGUCCUCGUGAGUCCGAGUAUGAUGUUGUUCGUCGCUCGGAUGCCGAGGAGGACCCUUACUACUAUCAUCACCACCGCCGAGUUCGCGAGUACGAAGACCGUCGCUCGCGCCGUGAAUUGAGUCCCGGCGACUCCAUCUCCCAGACGAGUCGCCGUCACCAUCGCGAUCGCGACCGCGACGACUACAGCAGUGAUGACAGCAUGGUCUAUAUCCGCAAAGAGACCCGCGACUACGACGGUGAGCACAACCACCACAAGCGCCACCUUGCCGAGGGUGCUCUCGUUGGUGUCGGUGCUGCUGAAUUGCUGCGUAGCCACAGUAAGCGCGAGGGUAAGGAGGUCAGCCAUGGCAUGAGCCACGCAGUGAAGACGGCCGGCGCUGGUGCCCUUGGUGCCGUUGCUGUCAACGCAGCGGGUCAUGUUCGCGACUACUACCGCAGCAAGAGCCGCAGUCGCCAUCGUUCGCACUCUUUCGAUGAUGAUCGUUCCCAUUCCCAUCGCCAUAGCCGCCGCAGUCGUAGUCGCUCUCACUCCCACUCCCGGGGCAAGACACUGCUGGAGAUUGGUAUCGGCGCCGCUGCAUUGGCUGCCGGUGCAGCUGCCCUGCGAAGCAAGUCCAAAAAUGACCGUCGCAGCCGAUCCCGAACUCGUUCUCGCUCCCGUGCUCGUGCAUUGAGUAGCACCCGCUCGGACAAGGACAAGGACGGCGCCAGUGAUGAGACCAAGCGCCGACAGCACAUGGCUGGCGCAGGCCUGGCUGGUGCUGCCGUUGCAGGCCUGGUCGAACAUGCUCGCAGCCGUUCACGCUCUCGUAAGGGAGAGCGCUCCCACAGUCGCUUGCGAAAGGCCCUCCCCAUUGUUGGUGCUGGUCUGGCUACUGCAGCUGCCGCUGGUUUGUACGAGAAGAAGAAGGCCGACAAGGAGCAAAAGGAGCUGGUGCCCCGCGAAGGACGCCGCUCACGAUCUCGCAGCCGCAGCCGUGCCCCAUCCGAAGCCUACCCUGAUCCAACCCGUGACUCUACUGGUCUGAUCGAGUAUGGUGCUGACCCCGUCGCGGGAAGCAUCCCGGCAGAGCACUACUACGGCCAGCCAGCAGGCCAUGGUGAUCCCUACUACUCUGACGGUGCUCGUCGCCACAGCCGAUCUCGCAGCCGCGGUGGGCGUUACAGCGGAAGCUCCGAUUCGGACCGUGACGGCCGACGCAAGAGCAAGAAGCACCGCAGCCGUUCUCGUGAACUAGCCUCUGCCGCCCUGGGCGCCACUGGUCUAGGUUACGCAGCACACAAAUACUCGCAGCACCGAGACCGCAAGAAGACCGAGCGUUCGCGCUCACGUUCGAGGACUCGAUAUGAGGACGAUGCUCACCGCGAUCCCUACGAGGAGUCCUACGACCCAGAGCCCUACCCCAUCUCCGCGCAGGCUGCUCAUCAGCGACCCGCCGAGAACUACUUCCCGAACAGCAACUAUUUCCCCCCACCCCCGGGCUCAACCUCAAACCUGAAUGCCACCCCCUCAGCCCUACAACCCGGCCGACUACCCGCCUCCCCCGGGCGCCGCACCCCCCGCCCAGCCCUACAACUACGGGCCGAUGAGAAUGUGAGUGCUCCGUCGAGCUCCACCCUACCCACCGAGCAAACCCAUGCCCACGGUUUAAACAACGACCCUCAUCUACACAUUCCCCCGUCCAUAUCCCGCGAAGUCAACCCAUCAGCAUCAUCGUCUAAAUCCGUGGCCUUUGACCUGGACACGGAUCCUAAACGGUCCGCUGACGCGGGGUAUGAGACCGACGACAGCGAUUCAACUAUUGACGGGUACACACCACGCCAUCACCCCAAAUUCCAAUCCCAAACUCACCGGCGCUCAUCUUCCGUACCUUCUGCCCAUCACCGAACCAGCGAUGGUAGCGGUGGUGCAGGUCCCAGUUCUAGUUCUUCUUCACCUCGACACCACCAACAUUCAUCCAAUCGCCAUUCCCAUCAUUCUCAAAGAUCAUCCCCCCGAGAAGACUCCCCACUCGACUCAGACUCUACCAUCGACCUCCCAGAACGCUUCGAUUCAAAGGGUCGUCGACUUCCCGAAAGUAGCGAGAACUCAUCUGUUGAAAGAUUGGAGGAUUAUCUGAGAAACCUUGCAAAAGUUCUUAUCUAAUAUGCCCUUCGUUCGCACUGAUAAACUAAACUUGGAAUCGUGAGCUUUGUUGACUCUCGUUGGUCCAAAACUUGGGGUUUUUGGAAAUGGUGAUGAGUUGAGAAUACCUUUCUAACUUCCAUUGGUGGAUGACGGAUUUUGGCGUGCUCUUGUUUUGUCCUUUUAAUUUUGGGUGGUCCUUUGAUACGUUCUUGCCCUUUUGUUUUUCUUCCCUCCAGGUUGUGCUGGAUUGGAUGCCUUGAUGAUGCCCAAUGCCGUUAUGUUUUUGAGAUUUUCUGUUUUUGAUAUGGUUUUGUUUUUCUCUGCUGAUCUGAUCUGAGAUUUUAUGAUUUACGCACGCGCCUUAUGAUGAUGAUUUAUGACUGUAUUUUCCUUUCCAGACAACUCAAUGAUUUUCACCCUAG